This is a messenger RNA of Trichomonas vaginalis G3, 2001 nucleotides long. RefSeq names its product Ankyrin repeat family. The transcript has a single exon. NCBI's taxonomy places the organism in Eukaryota, Parabasalia, Trichomonadida, Trichomonadidae. The record is from RefSeq and is a predicted model, not a curated record. Bases 1 to 2001 code for a protein of 666 amino acids. Gene Ontology annotation, molecular function: protein binding.
AUGUCCAACCAAGACAUUCAUCCAAAUAAAUACAGUGAACUGCGAAGUAUCCACAAACACUACAUUGAUUCAUAUAUUGCUUUGUAUCAGCUGAAAACGGAAAAAGAAGAAGAAUUAAAAGAUAUUUACAAAAUGAUCAAAAUAGAACUAAUUGACUCAAAGAUAUACCCACCAAAAAAGAUUAUGGAAGACAUUUUAAAUAUCAUUCCGUAUAAAAAUCGCUAUACAAAGUCAUAUUUAUCUCUUGCUAAACUCAUUUCUGAUGAUUAUAAUGUGGAAGAGGUCAAAAAUAUUCCAACAAGUUCUAUGCUCUUGUUUUACAAAGAAUAUGGAAUUAAAUUAGACAAAUACAAAGAUUUCAAAAAAAUUGACUCAGAAAAUCUGGAUAUUCAUACAGAAAAUACAAUUUACAGAGCAAUUAUGUAUAAUAACAUAGAAACAUUUAUCUCAUUCACGGAAAGAGAAGGAUUUGAUAAAGAUCAAAAACUUGAAAGCAUUUUCUAUUGUAUUAAUAGAGUAGGUUUACUUGAAUUAUGCUGUUAUCAUAGUGCGGUUGAUUGUUUCAAAUUCCUAAGGACGAAAUUUAGUUCAGAAAUAACUCAAACAUGUCUACAAUUUUCAUUUUUAGGGGGAAAUCAAGAAAUCAUGAGUGAAUGUUUGAAAUAUCACAAACCAACUAAAGAUUGCAUGAAAUACGCAAUUAUUUCACACAACAUUGAUUUUGUUACAUUCUUGAUGAAUGAAUUCAAUAUCAAGAUCGAUUUGGAUUAUUGUGCACAGCAUAAUAAUCUUGAAUCAUUUUUAGUAUAUUUCGAUCAAACUAAUGAUAUUAAUGGAUGCUUUAUUUAUUCGACGAGGUUCAAUAUUCUAUCCCUUUGCGAAUAUUUCCUAUCAAAUGGUGCAAACAUCAAUGAAAAAGAUGAAUAUGAAAGAAUAGCUCUUCAUCAUGCAGCAGAAAAUAAUAGUAAAGAAACAGCCGAACUUCUUAUUUCACAUGGUAUAAAUAUCAAUGGAAAAGAUAAGUAUGGAAAAACCUCUCUUCAUAUUGCAUCACGUUACAAUUAUAAAGAAACAGCCGAACUUCUUAUUUCACAUGGUAUAAAUAUCAAUGAAAAAGAUAAGUAUGGAGACACCGCUCUUCAUAUUGCAUCACUUUACAAUUAUAAAGAAACAGCCGAACUUCUUAUUUCACAUGGUAUAAAUAUCAAUGAAAAAGAUAAAUAUGAAAGAACAGCUCUUCAUUAUGCAGCAGAAAAUAAUAGUAAAGAAAUAGCCGAACUUCUUAUUUCACAUGGUAUAAAUAUCAAUGAAAAAGAUAAAUAUGAAAGAACAGCUCUUCAUUAUGCAGCAGAAAAUAAUAGUAAAGAAAUAGCCGAACUUCUUAUUUCACAUGGUAUAAAUAUCAAUGAAAAAGAUAAUAAUGGAAAAACUGCUCUUCAUUAUGCAGCAAUACAUAAUAGUAAAGAAACAGCCGAACUUCUUAUUUCACAUGGUAUAAAUAUCAAUGAAAAAGAUAAUAAUGGAGACACCGCUCUUCAUAUUGCAGCAUAUUAUAAUAAUGAAGAAAUAGCCGAACUUCUUAUUUCACAUGGUAUAAAUAUCAAUGAAAAAGAUAAUGAUGGACAAACCUCUCUUCAUAUUGCAUCAGGUUACAAUUAUAAAGAAACAGCCGAACUUCUUAUUUCACAUGGUAUAAAUAUCAAUGAAAAAGAUAAGUAUGAAAGAACAGCUCUUCAUUAUGCAGCAGAAAAUAAUGGAAAAGAAACAGCUGAGCUUCUUAUUUCACAUGGUAUAAAUAUCAAUGAAAAAGAUAAUGAUGGAAAAACCUCUCUUCAUAUUGCAUCACGUUACAAUUAUAAAGAAACAGCCGAACUUCUUAUUUCACAUGGUAUAAAUAUCAAUGAAAAAGAUAAGUAUGGAAAAACCUCUCUUCAUAUUGCAUCACGUUACAAUUAUAAAGAAACAGCCGAACUUCUUAUUUCACAUGGUGCAAUAAUAUAA